This is a messenger RNA of Acanthoscelides obtectus, 1057 nucleotides long. The record is from the annotation of a GenBank genome assembly. NCBI's taxonomy places the organism in Eukaryota, Metazoa, Arthropoda, Insecta, Coleoptera, Chrysomelidae.
CAUCGUGUGGCACCCGCAUUACAUGGAAUUCAACUCUGUGCUGAUGGUUGAUUUGAUGCGUCGUAUUUUUUAACCUAACACUUUUCUGGUCGUCGAAAGUUGUUUAUAUAUUAUUUUAUGGUCGAAAUAUUUUUUCGACAAGAAUGUCUACACCAAACAAAAUAAUUACUGAAAUAUUCACACCAUUUCAAGACUACAUAAACGCUGAACAAGAUAUUAGAGAGGAAAUAAGAAAAAUAAUGAAAGACAUAGAAAAACCUUUGAGGGAAAUUACGACUAUAUUGCAAGUCAUUCAUCGUGAACCAAAUUGUGAACAAUUAAAUGCAGCCUGUCUAAAUGCCAGACAAAUAUUUGAGGAAGUGAGGCAAGGAUAUGCAGCUCUUGAUAACAUCAUACCUGCCAAUCAGUAUUACCGAUAUAAUGAUCACUGGAGGUUUGCUACACAGAGGCUAUGCUUUCUAGCGGCUUUGGUUGUAUUCAUAGAGACUGGAAUAUUAAUAAGCAAGGAAACAGCUGCAGAAAUACUUGGAAUAAACGAUAAGGCCAAUAUUCAUUUAGACCUUGAAGAUUAUCUAAUGGGAAUCUUAAACAUGGCUUCAGAAUUGGCAAGGUUUGCUGUAAAUUCGGUGACAUUCGGCGACUAUGAACGACCGCUCCAAAUAUCCAAAUUUGUAGCACAGCUGAAUGCUGGUUUCAGACUACUGAAUCUCAAGAAUGACUCUCUGAGAAAGAGGUUUGAUGCGUUAAAGUAUGAUGUUAAGAAGAUUGAAGAAGUAGUGUAUGAUCUGUCUAUAAGGGGUCUAUCCCAAAAUACGGCAGCUGGAGAUUCGGGUUCCAAUAAAGAACCACAAGAGUAAUAUUUAUUUUUAAGUGAGAAGAUACAUCAAGACUGAAGCAACAUUCAGUGAAAUAUUCUAACUGGAAUCUCAUAAUGUUUAAGUUCGUCGUGGUUUCAUGGUUUUUUGUAUGAUUUAAUAGACUUUCUUAAAAAAUGUAACAUGGAUCUGUUUUAUUUGUUACCAACAACUUAAUAAAAUACAAACCACCUGCAUAUACC